AUGAUCUUGCUAGCACCUCUGCCUACCCAACAGCAAGUACAAGUGAUCGAAAUGCCAACGCCAGUCACCUUCCCCCUUCCCGUGAUUGACGAGAACAGCAGGACUCCAAGUGAACAGACUUUUAACAACAUCUUUAACCGACCACAUGUAAUGAUGCGCGAUCGAGAGGCUGUCGAACGAAAGCUGAAGGUUAUGAUCGAAGGUGGUAGAGAGAAAUUAAUGAUCAUCUCCGACUUCGACUAUACCCUUUCGCGAUUCGAAGACUCACGUGGAAGCCGAUGUUGGACCACUCAUGGCGUGUUCGACAACUGCGCAAAGGAGUUCGAUCCGAAACUGGCCGACAAAUUUGAGUCGCUUCGGGAGAAAUACUUCCCUAUUGAGUUUGACCCAAAACUGACCCAGGAGGAAAAGAUUCCAUACAUGGAAGAAUGGUGGAAUGCCUCUCAUAAUCACAUUGUUUCGGCUAGAUUUGACAAGCCCACUAUUGAAAACUUUGUGAGAAAGUCGAGAAUAAUCCUA
Strongylus vulgaris is the source of this 519-nucleotide messenger RNA. NCBI's taxonomy places the organism in Eukaryota, Metazoa, Nematoda, Chromadorea, Rhabditida, Strongylidae. The record is from the annotation of a GenBank genome assembly.